This is a messenger RNA of Carassius gibelio (silver crucian carp), 5563 nucleotides long. RefSeq names its product embryonal Fyn-associated substrate (gene efs). The transcript has 8 exons. Gene Ontology annotation, cellular component: cytoplasm; plasma membrane. Gene Ontology annotation, biological process: cell migration; cell surface receptor protein tyrosine kinase signaling pathway. NCBI's taxonomy places the organism in Eukaryota, Metazoa, Chordata, Actinopteri, Cypriniformes, Cyprinidae. The coding region runs from base 442 to 3423 and encodes 993 amino acids. Gene Ontology annotation, molecular function: protein binding. The record is from RefSeq and is a predicted model, not a curated record.
UAUGCGCUCAACUGUAAUUCAAAACCAAGAAGGCCAGGGCAGGGCGAAGCCUGGCGGAGCGAGACGUGUAUCCCCAAAGAAAGAGAAGAAAAACAACAGCCGUGCAUUGCAGUCUUUUGAGAAUAUAUGAUUUGCGACGUUUGACUCCUACUUUUGUUUUUCCAGAUGAUUUUUCUAGACAUGUGAACGGUUCAAUAUGUGCGGCAACUGACAGAUGUGAUGAAAAUCACAGAAUGCAAAGGACGACAAUCAUGGUUUUGAGAAAUUAAUCUUUUUUGGAUCAUCGUAUUUACCGCCACUGCACAGUUCAGGUUAAUGGAAAACCAGAUCUGCAAAACAUGCAGAUGAGUCACACAGUGCACAUGUGAACAGGAUACAGUUUGUGUGGUGAGCCCAUGUGGAAUUAACACAUCCAAAAACUGCGGAGAACCAGCUUCAAUCAUGUCCCUCUCGACGGUGCUUGCAAAGGCACUUUUUGACAAUGCUGCUGAAAGCCCAGAGGAGUUAGCGUUUCGCAAAGGUGAUAUCCUGAUGGUUCUGGACCAGGAGCAGGAUGGCGGACCAGGAUGGUGGCUUUGCUCCCUACAUGGCCGCCAAGGAAUUGCCCCCGCCAACCGUUUACGCCUCCUCAAAACUGCUCAGACUCCGGCUACAAGCACAGGUACAGAUCCCCGACGAGCUCCUAGUGUGGACUCGGUCCGUCUAUCGACUAGCCAGCAGAGCAGGGUGAAUGGACUGAGCACUGACGAUCCAGAUGGGGUGUAUCUCUCACCACCCAGCGUAGCUGAAGGGGUGUACCAGAGCCCUGGGACUGCUCCUGUCCCAGCCAGGUCUGGAGAGCUGCGUCACUCUGAUGGAGGAAGACCACGAUCACAUUCUAGUUCUGGAACCAGGCCUCGUCCGGACUGGGGGGAUGUGGCUGUGGCGGCACGACCCCGCUCACCCUCACUUAGAGGACGGGGUGACGAGUCAGGGACCCUCUACCAGACUCCCACCUCACCUGCGCCAGUGGCAGCACAGCACAGAUCACAAGGUGCACUGACAUCCGAUUCAGUGUACCUGACUCCAAGUGCUGUUCCCAGGUCUGCAGCUGAAACAGCAGGGGAGGCUAAGUAUUUAAGUCCACGGGAUGCAGGGGCUGGUAAUUCUGAUGGAUGCUACUUGGUGCCUAGACCAGCUGUCGCUGCGUUGACCAGUGAGAAUUUAUAUCAGACUCCGACAAGUGGUGCCCCAGUGGCAGGACAGUGUGUAUCGGGAAUGACUUCAAGACUUACAGAUGGGAUGAUACCUAAAAGCAGCCCAUCUUCUAUAAUUAGUCCUUCUCAGAGUAAGACUGGCCAGGAUGCCCCAGGGAUGUACCAAACCCCAACCCCACCUGGAGGUGCCAUAUCCAGGACCCCUCAAUCUGACCGCAAACACCCCGCUGGAACUGUAGGAGUGUCUGGAGCCUCAACCCCAGGCCAGAAUCUGAAGCAGACACCUCCCCCGGCCCGAGGACCCCUAAAGGGUGGUACUUCAACUCCUCCAGUUGGUCGAGGAAAACUGGCCCAGGGUGGCCUGAGAGAAUCCCCUCUACUCGCCAGGGCAGGAAAGUCAGGAGUACCGGGGUCCCCAAAUUUUGGUCGCAAACCACCUCCUCCAGCACCCCCUGUUAGAAGUGUGACCAGGAAGGAUUUACCUCAGUCUAACUCGGUUCCAAUCACCCACCCUGUUCUCCAGGCCAACCCUGUACCCUCGCAGACAAACAUGCUGGAGGAAGAGAGACAGGGAAGUAAAACUGGACACAUGCAAGUGGAUGAGAUGAAGAAGAACAGUGAAACAGUGACCAAGAGAGAGAGUGCAAGUUCUCAGGAUGAGGAGGUGUAUGAUACACCUCCUACAAAUAGGUGGCAGCGUCCAAUUCCUGCAGUGCCGUCUGAGGAGGAUGAUGGGAUCUAUAACACCCCUCGCGCUGUACCACUACACACCGACCACGGCUCAGAGAUUUAUGAUGUUCCCACUCUGGCCCUGAAUUCCUCCUCUGACCAUCAGCAGCAAACCUACAACAUUCCAGGAUCAGCUGCUGCGGCUGGAGAUGCAGGGGAUGAGGAUGUGUACAGUGUUCCCAGUCUUCCUGGUUUACCCUUGGAGGCAAGCGAAAUGCCGGGAUUAACUGCAGAGACUGUGGGAAAUGGACGUACCUAUUCGAUUUCCAGUCCUAGAAAGCAAGACUUAACCUCCGAAGAUGUGUCUGAACCUGAUGGAGGCAUCUAUGACAUGCCUGCCCUCACUCUGGAAAUCCCAACAUGCCGUUUAUCUGUGUCAAGCACCGGCUCCGGGGACAUCCAGUGGAAAGCAUCUCUUUCGGCUCUAGUCCAGUCUGCUCUGACCGCCGCCUCUGUCGCCACCACCCCAUCCCGAGACCUAGCCUCUGCAUUGGCUGAGAUCCUUUCUGUCUGGAAGGCUGGGCAUGUUGGUGAUAUUCCUCCUGUUCUCCAGCAGGCUUGGUCCCGUCUCUCUGACCUCCUUCCUGCCCUUUCGGUGUGUGGCACUGCCCCUCCAGCCGACGGUCUGCUCACGAUGGUCCGCUGUGCCCUUGAAGACUCCAUCUCUCUUUUACAGAGUCAAGCACGGCCUCGUUUACCUUCCCAGGAGUCUCUGUCCCGGAGACCUCUUCCUGCUUUGCCGGUGGCAGAGGUCAAACCAAUCACAGGGGACAUGGGAUCACGGAAGGGCAGCUGGAUCCAGGAACGACCGCUGCCUCCUCCGCCAGCCCCUGCCUUCCCUAUGGCCCCGGCACCUGUUUCUUUAGCCCCGACUGUGGGAAGAAUGGAGGAUGAGGACCAAGGGAAUGAGUAUGCAGGAAUCGGCCUGACUCCUACACCACCGCCAUCAUAUCCUGUAGGUGAUAGUGUGGGAUACGUCAAACUGCAGGGGAAGCCAGAGCCUCCCCCAGACACCCAUACAGAGCACAGUUCUUCACAGCUUAUCACCACAACUGAUAAUAAAAUGAGUCCAUCACCUCAAGUCUCUCUGUCUCUAGAGGAUUCAGAGCUACUCUCUUUCUACUCCUCCCAAAGUCUCUCUCAUCUCUCUUGCCUGGCCGAUGCAAUGGAUUCUCUGUUCACAAGUGUCCAAGGGAACCAACCACCCCGAGUCUUCGUUUCCAGGGGGAAAAGUCUCAUUGUAACCGCACACAAACUUGUCUUUAUUGGGGAUACACUUGCACGGCUACUCAGCUCUUCAGACCUCAGAGCAAAGGUCACCACCUCCAGUGGACGCCUCUGCCAAGCUCUGAAGGCUGUUGUUGUGGCAACUAAGGGUGCAGCCCAGAAUUAUCCUUCGGUCCCUGCUACGCAAGAAAUGGUGGACAGAGUAGCUGAUCUAUCCCAGCAUGCAGCUGGCUUCUCUGGGCUUUUGCAGCGAUUAGCUGAGAUAUCUUGAUGUUAUUUGUGGGCGGUUUAACCUUGUUUUCUCAGUGGAAUGCCUUAUUAUUACCAUUUUUUGAAGAUUCAUCAGAAGUGUGUCACUGCUUGUGUUAGUUCAACAGUGAUAAAAUGAUCAAACAGUUGGUGAGUAUAUGUUGGAGUGUAUCUGCUUGCCUGUGUUGGUUUUUACACUUUAUACUGGUCUCUAUAUCUUUUUCCCCCUUUUUUGUGGUGCCAAGCACACUUACAGGUUUUAAUAACUUAUUGAUGGAUGUUUUGUUUGAAGAUGUUUGUAACCUCAGGCACAUUUUAAUAGCUUUAUUUUGUCCCCUUAACCAUAUUGACGUCCAUGAGGUUAAAGUGAUCCUCUGUAUUUAAGGCUGCUCUUGUAACCUGGUCUAAUUAUUCAGUUGGUUUGUAAAUGUGAAGUGGCCUUGGUGUUAUAGAGAUUGAAGUGAGUAAUUUGACAGCCCACGAGGUUUCAGAUGUGCUGCACAUGUAACCAAAACAGAUAAAGCUAACCUAGUUUCAAAUGCUAUAAACAAGAAGGAAUGCUCGAUUAUUUAAACAGACAUGAAGAAAACGGUACUUUUUGAAUGAGUAAGACAACAAUUUAUUGAAUUUUGGGAGAGAAUUUCCCACAAUGCUGAUUCAGAGAUAAACCUGUCUGUCAGGUUCAUUCAGCGUCUUUCUUCACACUCUUUGUUUCACUCAUUUAUCUUUUCUUCCCAUAUUUCUCACACUCCCACAGUCGGUUUUUUCACAUGCUCACAAAGGCAUCUUAACGGUGAAGCAGUCUGGGCAACAACUCUUGCACAAUAAAUAUCAUACAGGGUUUUUGUUUUUAAACAGGCUAUGCAGCAUUUCUGAAAACGGCAAUAUAUAUCUAGUAGCUUCCAUAGUGGCAGUCGAAAUGCUGGUGCUUACAGUAUCUUGUACUCAAACAGGCUUGGGUCUAAUCAGACUGAGUUUGUGUAUCUUACCCAUUGAACAGUGCUCAGACAUGUUAAAACAUGCACCUGUUUCCCUCCUGUCUUGGAAAAUCAUAGCGGUGUCAUAAAUGUAUCGUAAUGUUUACAAGACACCCUCAUAUUCUGUAUCUUGGCCCACUCCUCCAUCUGUUAAUUCCAGCAUCAGCUCACUUUUUAUGACUCCUUCCGCCAUCUUUUUCUGUAAAUACCCACAUCUCCACUUUUUAUAUACAGGAUUUACAUGUUGGCCACCGGUACGAUGCUAUCAGUGUUAUUCUUGCUGUUCGACUUUGGUUCGGUUUACAUCUUUACACUCACUGGCUCUUGCGAUUGAAUAAUUCAGCCAUAGAAAAAUGUCAGUUUAAAUCUCAAGGAGCCUUCCCUUUAUUACUGCCUUUUUGAAAAAAAAAAAAAGUGGCCUUUUUAGUUUUUACCUAUUUUGUCAGUCCUAUCACAAUAGAUAAAGUGGAUUAUAAAGUGGUUCAAAAGUGCUGAAAAGUCCAGUCAAGUGAAUUGAAUUCUGAGCUGAUGUAGACGCUUUCCUCUGGUGUUGGUGUGUUAGUUGACUCGAAGUGCCAUCAGGUGGACUUUUUCAGUAUUACUACACAAACCACUUGGAUAAGUAAAGAAACAAAUACAACACCUCAACAGGUACUUCAGAGUAUACAUCUAGGUAUACAGACAGGCAUCAUAUUUUAUGCUUUUGAAUGAGCUAUCAUGUCCCUCUGUAAAAAAAAAUAACUAUGUAUAUGUAAACAUUUCAAUUAUAGAAGUCCUCAAGCUAGCGUUCCUCUCAAAAGACUCAUUUAUCUUAAGUUCUUAAAUUAAGUGCUUAUAGUAAUGCUUAGAUUUGAUGGCCCUAUAUAGUUAUAUUUAUUUGAUUUUGUUAAAUGUCUGCAUGGCUUUAAGUUGCUUAUUAAAGAAAUAUAUGCACACAUAACCAGGGAUGUUUCACGCGACUUUGCAUUAAUAAUUCAAAGUUUGCUUUAAGAAUGUGAUGUUUCUUUUCAUUUGGUACCAGAAUGUAUUUUUGACAUGCAUAUUUUGUGCUUCUUCACAUUAUGUCGAUGUUCAUUUUGACGUUUUGUUUGUAAGACACACUCCACAGGUACUUUGCAUUUAGGGAGUCUUUGGUACUUGUCAAAUGUUGAGAUUCUUCAAAAUACAUUUUUGUUACUGAACAAA